CACGCUGCUCGUAGAAGCCGAGCUGUCAGCUGUAGCGGGAGCGCUGUGCAGAGAGUAACAGCCAGCUCGACAGAGAGACACCCGGAAGGCACGAAAGUCAGUUUGAGAGGGCAGCAUGAAUCGCUUUAAGACCUCCAAAUUCAAAAACACCGCUCCAAAAAUUGCCAAGAAAGAUGAGUGGAUCAACAAUGUCCAUGCCGGUUCCUUCUCCUGCCAGGGGAACCACAUCAAAGCGAGCUCCAAGCUGGUGGCCUUCAACAUGGAGCAGGCUGGUGGAGGUAUGCUGGGCCUGUCUUCAGUCAAACCUGGUCCAGAUGGCCAAUGGACAGUCACCCAGAUUUCCUGCCAUUCUGAUUUAAUAACCGAUAUGGACUUUUCUCCUUUUGAUGAGUAUCUCCUUGCGACGUGCUCUGGAGAUGAAAUGGUGAAGCUGUGGCGUUUGUGUGACCCAGAGCUGGAGCAGCCCAGCAGUCCAGAGCUGACCCUGCAUCCAGGCCAGGGCAGGCUGGAGCUGGUGCACUUUCACCCCACCUCCUCUGGCUUACUGGCUGUCGGCGCUGCUAAGUCUCCUCUGAUUUGGGACACCAGCCGCCAGGAUGCCCCUUUGGCAGUUUUGGAGCAGCACGGUGACCACCUGCAGAGUCUGAGCUGGAAACGGGACGGUUCUCUGCUGGCGACCUCAUGCAAGGACAAGAUGUUGCGAGUGUUUGAUCCCAGAGCCCAGCUGACACCUGUUCAGAGUGCCAAGAGUCUUCAGAACAACAAGGAUUCACGCGUCCUUUGGGCUAAAGACGACCUUUUACUGACCACCGGCUUUGAUAUGAUUCGUACUCGGGAGGUGAAGCUUUGGGACAGUAGAAAUCUGAGCUCUUCCAUCAGCUCUGCGUCACUCGGGACUUCGAGCGGGAUGCUGAUCCCUCUGUUCGAUGAAGACACUGGUUUGCUCUUACUGGCUGGCCUGGGAGACAAGGCGAUUGAUUGCUUUGAAGUCACCUCCUCUGAGCCUUUCCUCUCUCAAGUGAGUCACUGCCUUGUGGACAACUCAACACGAGGGGUUGCCAUGGUUCCCAAAGUGGUAUUGGACGUGAUGUCCUGCGAAGUGAUGCGUGUGCUACAGCUGACAGACAGCUGCAUUGUGCCCGUCAGCUAUCAGGUCCCCCGCAAGAAUUCAGGCCAGGAGUUUCAUGAAGAUCUUUACCCAGACACAGUGGGCUCGACUCCUGCCAUGUCUGCAGAGGAGUGGUGGCAGGGAGGGAACAAGCAGGUGGAGAAAGUCGGCCUAAACCCAGACCGACGGCCCAAACCAAAGGCUCCACCAGCCAAACAGAUGCCUGCAAAGAAGGAGGUGGCCAGAGGGGGGAGCAAAGAGGAUCCAGGUCAUGGCUGCUCCACCUCCAGCAGUCCUCUGAGUACUCCCAGCAGCAGCGCUGAUCCAUCCCGCUCUCCUUCCUCCACCUCCGGCCUCUCCUCAGGAUUCCUUCCCAGCCCCAGUCCCAGCCAGAGUGCCAAGGCCAUCCAGAGCCUGCUGGGGCCGACCUCCAAGUUCCGUCACAUCCAGGGUGCGGUGAUGCACCGGGACACGCACAUUACUAACAUACGUGGUCUCAACCUGACCACACCGGGCGAGUGUGACGGCUUCUGUGUCAACCGCCAGCGUAUGGCAGUGCCCCUCGCCAUCUCUGGGGGCCAAAUCGCCGUCUUUGAGCGAUCUCAGCCUGGCAAGCUUCCCGACACAGCUCUGCCCACCAUCCAAAACUCUGUGAAUGUGGUCGACUUCUCAUGGGACCCCUUUGACACACACCGGCUGGCUGUGGCUGGUGAUGAUGCCAAGAUCCGGGUGUGGCAGGUACCAGAGGGAGGACUGAAAGAGACCCUGACUGAGCCAGAGCUCAUCUUGCAAGGCCACACAGAGAAGAUUUACUCAAUCAAGUUUCACCCUUUGGCAAGUGGACUCCUGGUGUCGUCGUCCUACGAUCUCACAGUCAGACUGUGGAACCUGGAGAGCGGAGGCGAGGUCAAAAUCCUCACUGGGCACCAGGACCAGGUUUUUGGAAUGGCAUGGAGCCCAGAUGGGAAGCUCCUGGCCACAGUGUCCAAAGAUGGGAAAGUUCGUAUCUAUGACCCUCGCAAGUCCACUGCACCUGUGCAGGAAGGUCCUGGUCCCGACGGUCCCAGGGGAGCUCGUAUACUGUGGGUUUGCGAGGGCAAGUACCUGUUGGUGUCAGGAUUUGACAGUCGCAGCGAGAGACAACUCUGCCUGUACUCUGCCGACUCCCUGUCCUCUGGAGCCAUAGCCAGCACUCAAGUGGACGUCUCCCCCUCCACACUCAUCCCUUUCUAUGACCCUGACACCAGUGUGGUCAUCCUCACCGGAAAGGGUGAUACUCGAGUGCUCAUUUAUGAGAUAGUCCCUGAAGAGCCGUACUUUAUGGAUUGCAGCUGUUUUAACUCACCUGAGCCGCAUAAGGGCUUGGCCUUUCUCCCCAAGACAGAGUGCAAUGUGCGGGAUGUGGAGAUAGCUGUGGGACUAAUGCUCACCAAGGCAACCGUAGAGCCAGUCGCCUUCAGAGUGCCACGGGUCAAGAAAGAGUUUUUCCAGGAUGAUGUGUAUACAGACACGGCCGAGUGGUGGAAACCAGCCCUGACCGCCUCUGCCUGGCUGUCCGGCUCCAAUGGGCAACACAAAAAGAUCAGCCUGAAGCCCAAAGACAUGACGCCAGUGAGUGAAGCCCCUAAAGAGGCUCCAGUUAGAAAAUACAUGCCCUCGUCUUUUUACCUGGAGGAGAAGACUGAUGAACAGAAGAAAGAGGAGCUGCUGAGUGCCAUGGUGGCCAAGUUGGGGAACAUGGACGACCCACUGCCACAGGAGUCCUUCGAGGGCGUCGACGAGGACGAGUGGGAUGACUAAAGGGGACGUUGUCUUGCCUUCGGUUCUGUCAUGGUGCCAACAACAACAUCGUGGAGAGACCAUUCUUGUGCAACAGUGCCACCCAGGUGUCCUCUGAGCUAUAUCUGCUAACGUCUACUGCACAAAUAAACAUUACUGCACAAUGUGAACAAAUAUUCAGCAAAGUCAUCCCAGAAGCCUGGCUCAACGACAAAAAAAUCAUUAAAACUAAAACACCUUCUGAUCUGAUCACUGUACGUGUCAUAAUAUCUGUUCAGGUUGCCAAACCUGAACAGAUAUGUCUGUUGUUACGAUGUGUAGCUGAUGUUCAUCACAUCAAAUUGCAUGAAAUUUGACGUGAAUAUAUUCUUAAAUCUUUCAGAAAUCUUACAGGGUGAAUUUGAUAUGUAAUAGCUUUCUUAUGAUACUGUAAACUACAAAAUUGUGUCACAGUGUUGUGCAUAUUCAGGAGAAAUAAAACAACCCCACAACAUGAAAUGCAACAAAAAUAAUAACCAUCAGUAAAUACAUAGAAAUCAAUUGUCAGGACAGCUCAAACAUAUUUCUGGUCAGUGCAAGGUGAAUAAAACUUAAAUGCAAUAAUACAUCUGCUUUACGCCAGUUUACGAAUAACUCUCAGUGGUUAAAACAUGACCUAAAGCCUGUACUGACAAUGAUUUUAGAAUAGCUGAUGAGUAUUUUAGCUUAGCUUCUGUUUAUAACUGUCGUGAGUGGCCAUGUUUUAAGCAUGAUAAAACACCAUGAUUCGUCAUGACAUAAAAAAAAACUAAAAAAACAAUGGCCACAUCUCCUCGUGUAUCAUUUAUGCACAAUCUUGUAAUCUGUGAGGACAUUUACCUCCACAGUGGAACCACUUGCUUGUUUUUUCUAAUCACGAUGUGUCUUUGAAAAAUGUAAUGUUUCAAAAAAAAAAAUGUUAAUGAGGAAAUAGUGAAAAAGUGAACAUCUGUAUCUGAUUCAAAACAAAACACCUCGUCUUCCCGUUCAGUCAGGUAAUAAACACACUAUUCAUGUAGCAUUACACAGAGGACACAACAGGGUCACAAGUGUUCAUGUUAGGCCAUGAACUGGAAUUUCUACUGAUGUAAACAUCUACAUUCCCUUUUCUUUUUUAGCCAAUUAACAUUGAUAGUGUGUUACUGUUUUUGUGCCAGUAAAAUUUUUGCCAUCCAGAAAUAGUGUUAUGUAUAAGUAGGGGUUAAAGGUCAAUAAAAAUGAAACGUUAUUAUGCAUUGAAAGCCAAAUCACCUCCUUUUCUGAGUUUUUACAGGAGCCUUUGUCUACUUUAAGAUGAUUUUCUCUCUCUCUCUCUCACUCUCUCUUUGCUGGACAGUGGAACUUUUAAUCACAUCCUGCUCUUCGUUGUUUUUCAGACUGUUAGUGGGAUAAUCCUCAUUACAUGGGCUAAUUUUUUUUAAUCUCAUGUCAACUAAUAGUAAGUAAUUGUGGUUGUAAUUCGACAAUAACAGGACAGUAUUUAAUUACUUACAAUGCAGCCGUAACAGCCAUCAUGUAUAUUUCUAAUCAGGGCUACAGCAAUAUCGUCAAUAAUCCAGGUUUGAAAGUUUGUUUACAGCUUCUCGAUGGACCAGUUCGGCCAUGCAUGAUCAAUGCACAUCAUGUUGUACUUGUGAACUGCCGGUGUCAUCAGUGCUCGUGCGACGUAUACUGUUUGUGCUUGUGAUUCUCAAAACACCAUUGUGAUAAUUGGAUGGAUUAACUUGGCUUCCAUUGUUUUUAAAAAUAACUUGUUUUUUUGUAUCAAUUGAGUAACGGUUUGGGGAUGAUUUUUCUUUCCUUCAAUAUUUUCAUUCAAUAAAUACCUUUUGAACACA
Messenger RNA from Scophthalmus maximus (turbot), 4743 nucleotides. It is a transcript of the gene coro7, whose product is annotated as coronin 7. Bases 116 to 2908 code for a protein of 930 amino acids. The record is from RefSeq and is a predicted model, not a curated record. NCBI's taxonomy places the organism in Eukaryota, Metazoa, Chordata, Actinopteri, Pleuronectiformes, Scophthalmidae. Gene Ontology annotation, molecular function: protein binding. The transcript has 28 exons.